Molecule: messenger RNA, 3390 nt
Organism: Penicillium riverlandense
Lineage: Eukaryota; Fungi; Ascomycota; Eurotiomycetes; Eurotiales; Aspergillaceae
Product: lipase family protein
Exons: 2
Coding region: 1-3390 (1129 amino acids)
Biological process (GO): lipid metabolic process
Source: RefSeq, a predicted model, not a curated record
AUGUUGCUCAAAGACUCUAACCCCGACGAGGGUGACAGCGCCAGCCAUGUGCCCGCAUCAUCAGGCACCACGUUGCUGCCACGCCCUGUAGCGUCGCUCAUCUCGCUGCUGACGCAAUCGACAUCGCUCUCGCUGCGCCUAGGGACAUUUGUCGGUGGUUUCGCGUUAGAUAGCGCGCGUACAACCACGCUGACAAGCCUGGAGUUGAGCCGAGCGGUCAUCGAGGGCAUCCUGACUAGGGCUGGGCGUGACGUAGCCGCGCGCUGCGGCGAUGAGCAUGGCCGCGCCGAGGCGGAAUCGCUUCUAGAACGCAGUCUGGCGACACUCCACACGACCGUUACCUCCGCAUCGUUCUUCGCUGCGGCGACCUUCCACUUCUCGUCGACCACGUUGUCUUCCGUCGUCAAUUUCUCACAGGCGCUGCUAUCGACGCUCGACGCUAUUCUCGGGUCCACAGAGUCCUCCAGGGCUAUCGCGGCCAUUAUCACGCUCAUCCGGCGCGAGUUUAGGUCCGUCGAACCAGGCGCCAGUGCUGAGAAGAUUGGCGUGAGUGAUCUCUUGAUCGGCACCAUUGGGUUUGCGCUCUUGCAGCGCUGGGGCAAGAAGAAUACAGAGCGACGUCUCCGCGAGAACGGCGGAGAUGAGAUCAUCUGGGACGUCGUCAUUCUGGACAAUGGCGCACGAGCCGAUGUCGUGGGGACACACCAGGUGCAGCUCGCAGAUACGAGACAUGACGAAUUACCUCCAGAGCCCUCCAGCGCCGCUUCCUUCGUUAUGCCGGGGAAAGGCGACGAGCCCUUUGGUGCCGUACACCGUCGAUCCAGCAUAGCUGAGAGCAUUGGCGGAAAGCGUCUAUCAUUCCCCUUGGACGGCCAACAGCCGGCAUCAGAUGAGGACAUCCGCGCAUACGUGAUGAGCCAGCUCCCUGCUGGAUGCCAUGCCUCUGUGAGGUCUGAAGUGCUGACUGCGCGAACUAUCACGGUGGAUAUCUUCGACGACGACAUGGCGGAAAUCGCUGCGCCGCCUGGGACCACGAUGAUCGAGGAGAGGUUCCACAAUGAUGAUGGGUAUGCCAACACCAAUACACCGGAGUACCAGCGGCUUCCGAAACAUACCAUGGUCUUCCGGACGGCAUUCAAUAGAUCCCAAAGUACACAGCUACGCCCAUACGAUGCCAACCCGUCACAGUAUGAGCCUGGUCCGAAAGCACUUCCCCCAGGAAAUCAGCACACAAUAACACGGCCUCCUCCUGCGGUAUCAAACGGAACACCACAGGGGGUGCGCAACCAAGUUUCUCCCGAAGCAGCGCCAACGAAUGCCAAAUCCGCCAAGAGCUCGUUCACCAAAUUCGCACAGAGGGUCAAACCAGCAGAGAAGAACGAGGGUCCCAAACGGCCGCCACCAUUGAAAAAACCGCCCAAACCCUCCGAAUCCUCUCGAACUACCAGCUCCCGCCCAACUACACGGCCUGUAAAGGGGGCGGGCGCGGUGAAAGAAGCCACUGCGCGCGAGCCUGGCUCCAGACCCGAGCCUCGACGACCAUCUACACCAGCGCCCAAUCGAGGUCUCCCCAGGACACCGCUGCCUCAUCCCUCUCCGAGGCAGACUCAUUCUCCACAACAGGCACAGACCAGACACGCUCCGUCGCGUGAUGCGCAUCACCGCGGAAAUAUCAGGCCCAAUUACUAUGCCAUGCGGGAGCGAAGCCAAGAAUCACUCGUCACUCAGACAGACACGUACUCACGCCGGACAGAUCGACCUCCUGGCUCGCCUGCCACGACUCGAAAGCACGUUCGCAGCAGCAGCUCCAUGUCCGUGGCGCGGUCCGAGGCGGACACUACCGUCUCUGCGACAGAUUACCGGCCCAGCUCAUCGGCGCUGCACAGCAGAUCGCACUCUUACACGCCUAGCAUGUACUCCCUGGCAACGGCGGGAUCCGAAACAUCGCUGGUACUUGCACAUCGGCCGCGCAAGAGCGCGUACGAGGAUAUGGAGACUAUCCACGCGCUCAAUCGCGACGGCUAUGUGCCUGGUAUCUUUCCCGAACGGCAUUUCGUGCAGAAUAUCCGCCGUUUCUGUCGGUUUUCGUCGGCUUCAUAUGGGUCGAAUGCGUUGAAGGUUAUGGGUGUCCCGAAAGGCAGCACCAAGAGCCUACCUCCUCCACCUGCACCUUCGUCAUCUGAGCCUUCCGAUACCCACGAGCACAGCGCUUUCUCGGAUCAUGCCGGUCUCCCCCCAUCGACAAUCCUACUAUCAUCCUUCGUCGAUCCCGCCGGCGGCUCCAACGCAGCCGGCGAAACAGAAACAGGCUUCCCACUCGUCCACUACCUCUGCAUAGACCACGAGUCAAAGGCCGUGGUGCUAACGCUUCGCGGCACGUGGGGUUUCGAGGACAUCCUCACAGACAUGACAUGCGACUACGACGAGCUUGACUGGCAAGGCAGGACUUGGAAAGUGCACAAGGGCAUGCACGCGUCCGCCCGCCGGCUGCUUGAGGGCGGCGGCGCGCGCGUUAUGAUCACCCUCCGCGCUGCGCUCGAGGAAUUCCCGAACUACGGCGUCGUGCUGUGCGGCCACUCGCUCGGCGGCGGUGUUGCUGCCCUUUUGGCUACUAUGAUCUCCAAGCCUAACACCGCUAUCGGCGGGACGUCAUUCGUCACGGCUUCGUACGAAGCUGCACGCGGACCACCGCUCUUAGCACCCGAUGACUCUCCGUCGUCGCCGCCGAAUGCGAACGCCCCAUCCUACUCCCUGCCCCCCAACCGCCCAAUCCACGUCUACGCCUACGGCCCACCAGCCGUGAUGUCCCCCUUCCUCCGCCUCGCAACACGCGGCCUAAUCACAACAAUAGUAAACGGCGCCGACUCCGUCCCGAGUCUCUCCCUAGGGAUCGUGCACGACAUGCACAGCGCGGCAAUGUCCUUCAAAAGCGGCAACGUGUCCGGCGCACGCACGCACGUGAGCCAGCGGCUGCGCGAAAGUCUGCGCCAAAGCAUCGUCCACAAAUUCUACGUUAACCAGCCGCCGCUGGUGAUCAAUGCCGGCGAGGGCGUUGGCGAGGAUGCGUGGGCGUGGAAGACGCUGCAGUUGCUGCGUGACCAGAUGACUGCGCCGAAACUUGUUCCCCCCGGGGAGGUCUUUGUUGUGCAGACUAUGCGUGUUCUCCAGCGCGAUGCUUUCGUGGAGAACUCCUCCUUCUCGGAGGCCGGGGUAUCCGAUGCGUAUCCGCGUCUGGGGCGCCCGGCAACGAGGGUGCAGAUGCGGUUUGUCCGCGAUGUCGAGGCUUGGUUUGGUGAGUUGCGCUUUUCGGCGGGGAUGCUGAGUGACCAUAACCCGGCGAGGUAUGAGACUAGUCUGGCGGCGGUGUCGAGGGGGGUCAUUGAUGAGUGA